UUCAAUAUGGCGGCGCCAUUCGCCUCUGGAACAGGGCGGGGAGAACAGUCGCCGAAUCGACACUACAAUAUCUACGCGUAUUUUUGUCGAAACCGUCGGCUUCGUGACUCGAACGCGGGUGAUAUUGCAAAAUAAUCCAGUGUUUCUGUGUUAAUUUAUGCUGUUUGUGUUAUCAUAAGUGUAUUAUGGUGUUUUUGUGGUGAAAAACGUGAAAGGACUUUAGGGUAACAAUGUCUAGCAGUUGACAUGUUUAUCUGUGUCGUGUGUGAAGAUUUUCCCUUCGCGUGAGGAGGUGCGGUGCGCGAGUGUGCGCGCUGGCGCCCCUGUGUGCGUGCCGCGGCCGUGGAUACGCAAGGAUCCAAUGAUGGAUUGCAUUUCCAUGGAUGUAUAGAAUGUGAUCGCGAGAAUCAUUUCAUCGAUGCCGGCAAAAUUCAUAUGACUAUAGCAGACAAUGCGGUCGCAAGCUUCAAAACCCUCACCUAAGAAAGGGGACUUGAGUAAAACAUCGUUUAAAAGCUCAACUGUAAAACAAGCUACUAAAAAAGCUGUGUCGCCUAAAAAGGUUAAGAAUUUGGUAAACAAAUCAUUGAUCAAAAAUCCUAAGAAAAGUUCUUCCAAAGAUGAUUUAUCUAAUAUCAAAAAUGAAGAAGAUGCGGGGAAAAAUGACAAAAAUCAAUCAUCACCUGACCCCAAGCCUGGAAGCAGCAAACCAUCUACGUCACGCGGUGAUUCACCUACAAAAAAGUCCAAGAAAGAUCCCAAGGAGAAGAAGGACACGCUUAAAAGUGCUGUAGAUACUACAAAGAAGGUUAUUGCGAAAAAGGCUGACAAAAAAACAAAACCUGUCAAGCCCAAUGUAAAAAAGUGCGCCAAGGGUGCGAAAAAAGACAUAAAGUACAAAAUAAAUAAAGAUGUUAUUAAAAAGGCAACUCCAAAAUUUUCAAAGGCUAAGACAAUAAUAAAAAAAGGUAAUGCGGCCAAUAAUGACAAGAAAAAAGGUGCAGCCCAGGCAAAACCAGAAACAAUUGAAAAGGAAAAAGAAAUCGAAGAGAACAAAAAUUGUUCUACCGAUUCUAUUGAGAACGGUACAAAUAAAACUACCGACGUAAGUGAAGACCGUGGUAAAAAUAAGAUUGCAAGUGAUGAAAAAUCUGAUGAUAAAACUGACCCAAAAACUACUCCUGAAUCUGCAGUUUGUAAAACACCACCUAAAUCUUCUUCAACCAAUCAACCAGAGACACCGAAAACUGAGACAGAGAGACCUCCAAAAUUUUUCACUUCAACCAGAUCACCGCGCAUGGUGGAUAUUGAUGUUAAGUGUUGUAAAAAUUCGAAAGGAAAUCUCAGCGUUUCGGAAAGAUUUGUAUCAAUGAAGUUAGAAACAAAAGAAGCGGAUAAUGCUAAAGAUAAAAGUUCAUCUAACACAUUAGUGUCUCAAGGACCAGAGAUUGAUGUUUAUACGUUUACGGAAAAGGUAGACUCUCCAAAAAGUAUAUUGUCAGAUUUUCGUAGUCCUAUUAAUAAAAAUAUUGGCAGAGUUCGGCCCAUUGCUAGAGUUAAGGGAACAGUUAUUGACAAGAAAACAGAAUCAGAAAAGAAAAAGUAUUCUCCUCACAGACCUAUCGAAGAAGUCGUAAAUAAGUUAAAAAAUAAACGAUCAGAAGAGUUAAAUGCUAACCAUACACAAAGUGUUUGCACUGCAUCAACUGUGCAAACUAAUGCGGUUAAUAGUGAAGCAGGAGUUGAAGAAAAACCAAAACCUAUUGUUAGUAAGUCUUAUAAAAUGGUAGCUCGAAAAUCAAGCAUAACGGGAAAACCAUUUAGCCCAAUAAAAUUUCUUGAUCAAGAAACACCGGCAAGUAAAACUGAGAAACCUGCAAAGCCGACUCCUACUGUAAAGAAAACUCCAGCAAAACCUAAAAAGCAAACAAAGAAAAGUAGCCUUUCGGAUGAAGAUAUUGAUAAUUCUAAGUUCGCUCUCAAUACUAAAACUUUCCACUAUACUUCAUCUGAAGAUAGCGUUAGUGAAUCGAACGAUGAUAAUGACACCAAAGAGUCUUCCGAAUCCGACAAUCCAAAAAAUAAAAAGGCUAAAAACAAAAAGUUCAAGAAAAAUAGAAUAACUGAUAGUGCAAAGAAGCCUCCCUCUAAAGAACUGAAAGAACUGUCUAAAGAUUCGCUAAUUGAUCUCAAAGAAAGUUCUGCUUUAUUGGGUAACGAAAAACCGAGUAAAAGGCGGCUGAAACUUUUGUCAAUGUGGACUGGGCCUAAAAAACAUCGUAUGGCUUCUCUUAAUGCAAUAGCCAAAGUUCAUUGCCUGUAUGAAAACGAAAGUAGAACACAUAUGGAAUUAGGUCUAAUGAAAACAAUUGACAGACAGGUUUUACCAAGCACGUCAAAAACUGUGAGUCCCAAAAAGAAAGACAACAAGCCUAAAGAAACUGAAAAACAGGAAAGCACCUCAGAAUCCGAAUAUGAAGCCAAAAGGGAAAAGAAAGAAGAUAGUUCAGAAAGUUCUGACGAUAACCCUCCUCAGAGAUCAUUGCGUGGAGUACCUGGUAUUAGAAGUGCGGGCAAGUAUUGGGAUCCGAAAUCUUCAACCUCUUCCAGCGAGGAUAGUGAACAGGAUACUAAGAAGAAAGUAACAACUUCAGAAAAAAAGAAAGCUUCGCCCAAAGCCACUUCCAGUAAGUCAGAUUCUGACAAACCUCCAGCAAAAAUGAAAAAGACUGCCGGUGUACCGGUCAAGAAAAAGCGCAACAGAAACGAAGUAGUGAUGGAUUUGAAGGACAUGGUCGUGCAAAAACGUAUGGCAAGUCUCAACGCCACAGCUAUCCUCGCGGCUAGUUACGAAAAACGUUCGCCAAAAUCUAAUAAAGAUGAUACUACAUCAGACUCAUGUAGCGACGAAUCUUACUCUCAGAAGUCAAAAAACGGGGUAAGUUCCGGCGUUAAGUCGGAAUCAAAAAACGAAUAUGAACCUAAAUCAGAAAGUGAUGAAUCGGCAGUGUCGGAUAGGAAACAAAAAGUUGAAGUAAUAGUUAAUCAAGAUACUGAUGUCACAAUAACUGGGGUAUAUUCUACGCACCAUCAUGAGGGGUUUUGCACGGUGUCGGGAAUGCAGUACCGCAUUUCGUCCACAAGUCACACCCAGACGACAGCUACAGCUAACUGCGAAAAGGAGGGGUGUUCCCGUGAAGAUGGGGCCCGCUACACUCCACUCUCGGCCUUGUCAUCGAUGCAACCGCCGGCAGAACACUCUCAUCCACACCCAGUGGGGGCUGAAGGCAGACUGAUAGCAUCCCCAACGCGUUCCGUAGCAGGUUGCGCGCCUACCCUCGCUCCAGUGGGAGCUGAGUGCGGACAUGGUUCCUCUCCACCACUUUCUGUGACAGGCUGUCUGCCUAAACUCAUACCAGUGCCGGAAUUGGGAGGACUAGCGCGUCGCCCCGGGUGCUCCAGCGCAUUCUCCGCGCCUUCUACCGCUUCUCAUCAUGAACAAGGUAAGCCGACCUGCACAUGCAGUUUAUGUGACAGAAUGCCAAGAACCUCGACUUACGGAUAUUAUCAGCCGGCAGGACCGCUGAUCAAAGAGACGAGCGCAGACGCAGAGCGCGCGCUCGCCAGAUAUCAUCCACAUUACCAUGCUCCACAUCCACCGGUACUACAGCAAUAUGGACCACCUUAUUACCCGGACCUUUGUUACGGCCGCUACUACCGGCCUCCGGGAUCCUACCAUAUGCCGCCACCACAGCCGGAUGCACAGAUGGUUGGCGUCGGUAGUGAACCGUACCCACCACCACCACAGUAUUAUGGUACGCCACCAUGUUACCAACAUUCACCACAAAGAAUACCAUACGUAGAAUAUCGCGGAUGCCCGUGCCCAUUAAACGCGUGUCCAAAAAACGUGCUUAUUGGGCCCGCUACUGGUAAAGCCCCAGCCGGUGGUGGCCCAGACGUACCUCCUGCGCUCGCGCCGCCCGGGGGCGCCUUCCGACCGAAGGUGCGGGCGUGCGCCAUCGACGCUGCCGCCGACACACAUGGCAGCGGAAAGGAUCCGCCAUUAGAGCUGGAACCACCAGCUGCGGCGGAUGCUCCACAUCCUUGUGCUAUGCCCGCCAUGGGUGGGGUCUCGCCUAAACGUGAGAUCUAUGACGUCCGGGAUAAGUUACGGAUCGCCAGCGACAUACCCGGGCCGGCCGAAGCUCUCGGACCUCCAUCUCCCGCGCGAGGCUCGGCCGGGGCGUGCGCGCCGCAGCCGCCCCCGGUGGCGCCGCGCCGCGCUCGCCUCGGCAAGGCCAUGGCGCGGCGCUCCCUCGCCGGCGACGACACCGGCCUGCUCCUCUCUACGCCGCAACCAGCUCUCCUAGCACACCACAGCGAUGCCGAUGAUGAUGUCCUCGCUAUUUCCCCUCCCACAUGUGCCCCUAUUGACUUAUCUUCUUCGGAUGAGCGGUCGACCCCCUUAGUCGAUGUAAAAAAAGAGAACGAAGGUCCAACGUAUAAUACUGCUAGAAAACCAGAAGCGCAGGCACUCAGAGAACAUAAUAGCACCACGGUUUUAGAUACCAACGCUGUUCCUGAUGCCGCUAAAGCAGUUAAGCGAAGAUAUUCGAAGCCUAAACUAGAGAUCGAUAUGAAGGAUACUCAACUUGAGGAAGCCUGCAAGACAAACGGAAUUGGUGAACAUGUUAAACUUCAGAAGCGGAGGAAAGUUUCAGGUGACCAAACUGAAAUUCCCCGGAUAGAAACUAUCACUAAGGAACCCAAGAGAAAAACCACUCAAACUAAAAGAACACCCAAGUCACCACCCGCAGAGAAGAAAUCUACAAAAAGGAAAUCAGAAAGCACUACCGGAGGUUCAAAACCAAAAAAAAUGCUUCUCGAUAAACCUGCUGACGAGGACGUCAGACUAAAAAAUGUUGCUGCAGUGGUAGAAGAAACCUUACCUACAAAACCAAAAAAUAAAAGUGCUCUACUUCUCGAUAAUCUUAUCCGCAAAAAUAGCAUCGACAGGCCUGAUGCGAAGGGUUUAGAUGCUGAGCUCAAUCCUGCUGAGCUUUUCCUCUCUCCUACUGAAAAUAUUGCACAAAGUUGUGCCAAGAAAACUUUGAAUAUCAACAACAAUAUUGUAGAGAAUGCAAACACCGUAAACGGAGUUCGAGCCAAUACAUUAGCUGCCGUUUCUCAAUUAAUAGGCAAGAAAAUGGCAUGUAAAGUAGAGAAAGUUGAUUCUAAAGUUACUAACGGAGUUAAAUCAGUAUUAAAAACACCCACCGUUAAACCAGGUCCAGAAGAAGACCGUAAACCCCUAAGCAAGUCUGACGAUGUUGAUGACAAACUCAUGCCAUGUACCAAAACUGAAUCGGAUGUUAUUAUACCACAAGUCGAUAAGGAAGUACCAGAAAUAAAAGACAAUAAAAAUAUGACUAAUGCUAUUGCGUUGGAUAUAACGAUACCUGCACAAAUCACUUCAAUCACCAUAGCUUCAAAGGAAAAAGAAGAUUUUGAACUAGACGUUGAGGAAAUGCCAAUUGAGGAAGAUCUCACGGAUAAACUUGAAGAAGACGAGGAGAAAAAGAUGUUAGAUAUUGAAAAAGAGAAGUUAAAUCCAGUGAAACUGGAUAGGACGACGGUGAAGCGGUGCAAGCUGACAAAUGGAGAACUGAAGGCUAAGAAUGUGGAGAAGGUGGUGAAGUUGUUGGUGUCAAAGAGGCCUGCGAUUAAGACGGAUGAAGCGACUUUGGUGGUGGAGGAGGCUUGUGCGUCGCCGGCGCCGACGGGGGCGGCGGUGAGACGGGCGCGGCGGCGCGGGGCGGGGCAGUCGCGACGCGGCCGCCGCCCGCUCGCGCCUCCCGCGCCGCCCGCACUCGAGCCACACGCACCCCCGCGCUGGAGCAACGGCUGGAACUGGGACGGAGAGCAUUACCUAUCCAAAGUCUACCUCAAUAACGACUCCCGAUUGGAUCGCACGGCGCGUUGCUGGUCACGCAUGACGCACGCGAGCGGCGACAGUGUGGCGCGAGGCGACUGCGUGCUGCUGCGAGCGUCGCAAGCGAGAGCUCAGCCUUACGUCGCCAGGGUCGCCAGUCUAUGGGAGAACCCUGAUGAUGGUGAAAUGAUGGUGUCCCUGGUGUGGUAUUACCGGCCGGAGCACACGGAACACGGCCGCCAGCCCACGGACGCGCCCGACGAAGUGUUCGCAUCACGGCACCGCGACGCCAACUCCGUCGCCUGCAUCGAGGACAAAUGUUAUGUGCUCACCUUCAACGAGUACUGCCGGUAUCGCAAACGGCUAAAAGCGGCUGAAGAAGGCGUACCUAUCGGGCCUUCGAUCGUCCCCCCCAUGCCGGCCAGCGAAGUGAGUCCGGCGGUGGCGCCCAACGACAGCCGCCUCCCGCCCUCCGUGUCGCCUGAGCUCGUACUCUUCUGCCGAAAGAUAUACGACUUCAGAUCCAAGAAAAUACACGUACCCAACAAAUGAACUCCCACGCGGUACCCUCUGGAUAUCGUUCGUAAGAUCUGUGUGGAUCUGUGCACCGGACAUGAGACGUCGACGCGCUACGGUAGCGCCAAAACAAAUUUUUAUAAUGCAUUUUACCUGAAGAAAGUGAAGCACCAAAGUAACGUCUCGAAGAUUAAACUAGCACGUCGGCGGCACGUCAUGAUGCUCGGUGUGUGACGGCGGAUGGACGCUCCCAGUCCUCUAAGGACUUGAUCAUUUAUCUAGUAUAUAGUAUCUCAUCGCAAACCUUUAAAUUAGUACAAAAACGCGUUCCCGGGUGCAAAUCGUAGAAUGUGUGACCUGUGGCCAUUUUAUGUGAAAAUAAACUACGUAAUCGUUGUGUUAGUAAUCGCCGAUCGGUCAGUUUUGUUGCUUGUGUCGUGAUUUGUCGUAGAAGUUUGUUUCGUAUUUAGAUUUACAGUGAUUUGCGAUUCAAAUAAUUUGGACGAAUAAUUAUUUGUAUCAAAGGAUGCCUUUUAUAAUGUGUAAGUAGUUGUAAGAAAAUCAUGUUUGAAGAAGAUGCAUAAUUAUGUAUAGCAAUAUAUUUUUCUUUUUGCUUGAAGUUAAGAUGAGCGAAUGUCCUAUUUAUUCUCACUCCUGCAAAAGUGAUGAGAAAGCUGAGUACUGAUUCGAUGGCUAUUCUGUAUAGCUGAUACGAUUUUGUAUGACUUUUAAGUUUUGAUUGGCUACUCGGAAAAUGAAAAGGCAUUUAUAAUUAUUACAAUUAUGUUUAAUUAUGUACCUAUUUGUUAUAUUGUUGCACAGACAUUAUCGAGUUAUAUUGUCUGUGUAUUGUUGUCAAGGUAGAGUCUAUAUUAAAUUAUUCUUUUAUUUUUUAAGAGCACAUAGAUGCGCGUGAGCAAUGUCAGAAUCGUCGCGAUUGGAUCUCUUCUGUAUAUUUGUUCGCGGUUUGGUACAUCACAGACAGGUGCAAUGGCGCCACAGCUAGCGAUACACGUAUCGUUUCAAACCAUACUAUUUAAGUUUCUAAAAUAUACGCGACUCUUGCAAAGAGUCACCAAUUUUAUAUUAAGUAGUUAUUGAUACAUCACAAAUUUUGCAAGUUUUAUAAUUUAAUGUAAUAGGAACGUAAUUUUAAUCGGAUAACGGGGUGAAGGUUGCCUCAGUUCAGUUCCGUAUUGUGUAGAGCCCGCCUACAAGUUGCAUCUCCGUACCCGUAGGCGUGUCCGCGUGUUUGUAUCCGCAGUAGAUUUUUAAACUUUUUAAUAAUAUCAAUUAAUGGAUAGAACGCAAAUAUAAUGAACGUUAACCCUGCCUUCAGAGGAAUUGAUUUUAAAUUUGCAUUUCGGCCUUUAACAUCCAAAGUAGGAAGUAAUUGUUUUAAGUAGGACCGGUCCAGAGUAGUUACAGGAAGACUGAUUUUGCAAAAAUGAGCAAGAGCAUGUUGCCUAUUUACUUUAUUUAAUUAGCAACAUUACCUUCAUGGAAAUUCAAUUAUUUUUUUUAUUAUUUCAUUUACACGUCAGCCAAUAUUUACAAUUUACGGAAAAUAACAAAUGGGAACAUUGUAACAUAUUUUAAAUGUAAUAUUAGAGCAUAGAUGUAAACAAAAAAACACUUUGGUGUUAAAGAGAUAUAUUGUAAGACUAUAAUAGUGAAAUCUCUUUAUCAUUAGAAACAUAAUUUUAAGUAGUGCGAUCGAAAUAAAGAAUUAUAUUUAACGUUAUAUUUCCCGUGUGGAAAAUUAAAAAAGGGCAUUUAUACGUUUCAAUUUGAUUACCUAUUACGUCACUUCCUGCCUUCACUAUUUCCUACAAUGUAUCUCUGUAUUGUGUUGACUAUUAUUUUUGUAAAUACUAUAAUUUUGUUUUAGAACUUGCUAUUAUUUGUUAUCUAUCUAGUGAGAUUUGUAAACGCUAACUGUAUUGAUAAUUCCAAAUAAAUGGAGGUAAUAUUCUCUACGAUUCAUGUGAAAUGUGCAUUCCGUUUAACGAUAGAUAAAUAUAAAUUUUAGAGUCAUACAAUAUCAUUGUCUACCAAACAGGCAUCACUACAGUAUUUUUCGUUUCCUUUCCUAAGCUGUACCUUAUUUACAUUUGGUAAAUUAUAGUACAGGUCUACCUGAAUAUACAUAUACCUUUAGGUAUAACCACGAUGGUAUUGACUAACCGAAACUUAUGUCUUCUAAAACUAAUUUUAAGGCAUUUUGUUCCUACAGCAUAAACUAUGUUAUUUUAUUCUCAUAAGUUAUGUAUGGCACAAUCUCACUGGUUGUCUAUUCCAAAGCUUAAGUUUUCUAUGUUCUUUUUUCUUUAUCAUUGCUUGAUGCCAAAAAUUUUGCUGCGAAAAAUCUAUUAUUCAGUAAUGAUGUAAUACCAAUCUCCUUCUAUUUAGGUUAAAGGAUGACGGGGGAGUCGGCGCCUGAUUGUUUCCAGCUAAUAUUUAUAGUCCAUACCUAGUAUCUAGGUCCAAUGAGAACUCCAGUUUUAAUUAAAACUAAUGAAUCCCUUAGCAUGCUUACAACUGUAUUUAUCGUAGUCUGUGUAGGUGAUAGUUCUAGAGCACAAAGUACCCACAAAUGGACGCUCUUUACAAUUACUCAUGUGCUGAUUCUCCCGACAUCAAUACUCAUUAUUAAUUAAUCAUAGAAUUAAUGAGUAAAUUCCAUAAUAAUACUAUUAUUACUAUAAGUGAGCUCUCCCUUGCUUGUAGGAGGAUUGUUUUAAAUGUUACCUGGACAAAGUGCGAUUGCAACCUUCUAUAGUCAAUGAUUUUAGUGUUAGCUCUACUAAUAAGGAAGAAUACCUUGUUUUUAUUAUUUAUUUUGUUUCAAUGAAAAUUAUAUAGGUAUAUUUUAUUAUCGUAAACUAAAUAGUUAUGUUGGCUGUAAUUUAAUAUUGAUGUAAUUAAUAUAUGUAUUUUUAUUUCAA
This is a messenger RNA of Helicoverpa zea (corn earworm), 9396 nucleotides long. RefSeq lists its product as uncharacterized. The record is from RefSeq and is a predicted model, not a curated record. The transcript has 15 exons. NCBI's taxonomy places the organism in Eukaryota, Metazoa, Arthropoda, Insecta, Lepidoptera, Noctuidae. Gene Ontology annotation, molecular function: chromatin binding. The coding region runs from base 452 to 6484 and encodes 2010 amino acids.